AUCAACUUGAUGAAUGGGAGGAAAACAAAUUAUUAAGCUUUUUAUAACACCAAUUAAUUUCAUCUGGUUAGUCGAAUGGAUGGAUUUACGGAAGUCUACUUUAUGAUUGAUAAACGAAGGAAAGGCUGGAUUACUAUGCCAGAGCUGCGUAAGUACGUAGAAGACAAUGACGUAGAGGAUACAAUGCUUGAUCGUUGGCAAACUUUAUUCGAUCCAGAAUCUACAGGUCGUAUAACACUGGAGAAAUUCUGUGAUGUAUUAGGCUUACAAAAAGACGUUAUAAAUGAUCGAUACGCUAUUAAAGGAGAUGAGUUACACGAUGUAGCCAUCAUUCAAUCAGAUAUGCCGACUAAAAUGAAACUGACAAUAUGCGGACUUGUCGAUGAAGGGAUAUUAAUUCAUUCUGAUGAUAAUAAAUUAGUUGAAUACUUGAAAAAGCAAUUGGAUAGAUAUUAUGGAAAACUAUGGAAUGUUGUUAUAGUCUACGGUCGAUAUUAUUCACACUAUUGUCAUGAAACUGGUUAUAACUUUUGUUUCAUUAAAGAUGAUCGCGUAUUCCUGGUGUUCAGAAUUCCAGAAGUGAAUCAAUAAACGAAGAAUUAUGACGAAAUGCAACUGCCUCACGCACAAAAUAUUUCAGUAGUAUUUAUGCACACAAAAUAAUAAAAUAAACGUUUACUUUUCUAA
Messenger RNA from Heterobilharzia americana, 687 nucleotides. NCBI's taxonomy places the organism in Eukaryota, Metazoa, Platyhelminthes, Trematoda, Strigeidida, Schistosomatidae. The record is from the annotation of a GenBank genome assembly.